This is a messenger RNA of Adelges cooleyi (spruce gall adelgid), 2062 nucleotides long. It is a transcript of the gene Cnx99A, whose product is annotated as calnexin. The record is from RefSeq and is a predicted model, not a curated record. Gene Ontology annotation, molecular function: calcium ion binding. The transcript is spliced from 10 exons. Bases 53 to 1744 code for a protein of 563 amino acids. Lineage: Eukaryota; Metazoa; Arthropoda; Insecta; Hemiptera; Adelgidae. Gene Ontology annotation, biological process: protein folding. Gene Ontology annotation, cellular component: endoplasmic reticulum membrane; endoplasmic reticulum.
UUCCUCAAUCCUUAUUAAUAUCGUGCAUGUUUCACGAACUUCCAUAAUUUCAAUGGCAAAAAUUAAAUUGCUAGUGUACAUAGUGGUGCUGUUGGUGCAUUUAACAUUAGGCGAAGAAGUUUCAGUUGAAGACGCAUCUGAUGAUGUGACUAUUGAAUCGGUACCAUACUUUCGUCCGACAACAGAAAAAAGAGGCGUGUACCUAGCCGAGCAUUUCGAUGAUGUAUCAACUUUGAACAAUAAAUGGGUGAAAUCUAAUUCAAAAAAACCAGACGUUGAUGAAGAUUUGGCACAAUAUGAUGGUAAAUGGAAUAUUGAAGAAUUAGAAAGAUUCUCAUUGAACGGCGAUAAAGGUCUAGUUUUAGUGUCUGAGAGUCGUCAUGCCGCUAUUUCUUCCAAAUUGGAUAAACCAUUUAAAUUUGAUAAUGGAAAAACUCUAGUCGUUCAAUACGAAGUGGCAUUUCAAAAGCCGCAUACAUGUGGUGGAGCAUAUCUUAAAUUAUUGACUGAAGGCCCAGCUACUAAAGAUUUAACUCAGUUUAAUGAUAAAACGCCUUAUUCAAUCAUGUUUGGUCCUGACAAGUGUGGACCGACUUCUAAAGUACAUUUCAUAAUUAGACACAAAAAUCCUAAAAAUAAUACCAUAACAGAAAAACACUGCCUUAAACUCAAAACGGAAGAAACUAUAUUCACUGAUCAUCAACCCCAUUUAUUCACAUUGGUUGUCAAGCCAGAUAAUUCAUACUCAUUUUAUUUAAAUCGAGAGUUACAAUACGAAGGCGACAUCUUGUCAGAUGAAGACUUUGAUCCCACAAUCAAUCCACCUAAAGAAAUAAUUGACAAAAAUGAUGUGAAACCUGAAGAUUGGGACGAACGAGCUAAGAUACCUGAUGAAAGUGCUGUGAAACCUGAUGACUGGGAUGAAAGUGAACCUGAAAGUAUUCCCGAUGAAUCAGCAUCAAUGCCAGAUGAUUGGUUAGAAGAUGAAUCUACUCACAUACCUGACACUGUAGCAGUUAAACCAACAGAUUGGGAUAAUGAUAUGGAUGGUGAGUGGGAAGCACCUUUAAUCAACAAUCCAAAGUGUGAAGAUCGUUCAGGAUGUGGGCCCUGGUCAAGACCGCUUAUGAAAAAUCCCAAGUACAAGGGAAAAUGGAAACAACCUUUUAUAGAUAAUCCUAAUUAUCGCGGAAAAUGGUCUCCAAGACUAAUACCAAACCCUGAUUAUUUUAAUGAUCCGACUCCAUUAAAAUCAUCACCUAUUGGUGCUGUUGGCUUUGAGUUAUGGUCUAUUUCAGAUAAAAUUUAUUUUGAUAAUAUAAUAAUAACAGAUAACGAAGGAAUUGCCGAAGAAUGGGCAGAGAAAACUUGGUCACUAAAAAAGAAGAAUUUAUCUCGUGAAUCGGAGAGUGCGUUUGGAGCUGUUUUGAGAUACACCAAUGAAAACCCCUGGUUAUGGGCAAUUUAUGUAGUUAUAGUAGCUAUAGUUGUUGUUUUAUUAGUUAUAAACUGCACUUCAUCAAAGGAUAAACCUACAUCCGAUGAGUCUAGAAAAAAAACUGAUGAACCCGUUCCAGAUAUUGAAGAAGAAAUGGAUGAUGAUGAAGCAGUCGAUACUAAAGAAGAGGACGAAAUAGACAACAAAAGUUCUGAUGCCGAGGAAAAUAGUGCGGUGGAAAAUGAGCAAGCUAGUGGAGACCAGCUGCCAUCUUCACCGAGAAAACGCAAAACUAGAAAAGACUGAAUCUGCCCAUGGCUUCCCUUCCCACCCCUUGUAGCUUCAAAUGUAUUGUUUGUAUUCCUACAUUAUGUGUAUUUGUUUACUUCCCAUUUAAACAUUAGUCGUUAUGUUAUAUAUAAUAAAAUCCACAUAUUAUACAGGUUUAUUUAAAAUAUUGUAUAUUGGUAUAUGAAUGGUACACAACACUUUUUUGAAAUUGCAUUAUAUUAAACACUUUUAAUAGACUUUUGCUUGAAUAGAAACUAAAUUGCUUUAAAUUAGGUAUAACUAAUUUUAUACUCUAUAUUACUAUACAAAAUAUAUUUAUAAACCUGAUUUGAC